Messenger RNA from Amyelois transitella, 346 nucleotides. RefSeq lists its product as uncharacterized. The coding region runs from base 59 to 346 and encodes 95 amino acids. The record is from RefSeq and is a predicted model, not a curated record. The transcript is spliced from 3 exons. Lineage: Eukaryota; Metazoa; Arthropoda; Insecta; Lepidoptera; Pyralidae.
CUCGUAUAAAACGCAAGUUCACAGUCAUGGCGAGCCAAUACAGUGAUUAUUCGCAGACAUGAAGACUACUCAUCUUUGUGGAUUUUUGGCGAUAACUUUAUUAGCAAUAUUUUCUACUGUUUGCUCGGGAUAUCACUUGCAGAAUUCCCAUGAUGCCUCAAAUUUUGCUGUUAGUAACGAGAUCAGGGAUAUAUCAAGACCAAAAAGGGAAAUAGAAAAUUUUGAUACGGAUGACUACCCUACUACUCCCAAUCAAGAAGUCCAAGAAGAAACGAGCUUUUGGGACCGCGUGGUCAAAGUAGCUCUUCAACUGUUUAGUCGUUUUGUGGAAUGGUUGAAUUCAUAA